UUAUUUCUAUAUAAACCCAAAAUCUCAUCUUGCAUCGAAUACCUGCCUCUGUAUCAACCAAGUCCCCAUACAAACACUUCUUGUUAGUAUCGUUUCCACCAGCACAUUUGUACAUCACGGUCAUCUCUGCCGCAUAAACCAUGGCGCCAUCACUCGUGGACCCCGUGGUAACCCACCCAGUCGGCCGCCUUCCCGUAAUCAAGAAGGAAGUCACAGAUGACAACAAAUUUGGUUACCAGCCAGGCCGAACUGUCGUGGAAAAGCAUGACAACUACCAGUACCAAGACCUUCUCCCUACUUUUCCUGAUCUUCAUUGGCUUCCGUUAGAGGAAACGCCGUAUGAGGAUAGGGGUAUCUACGGAGACGCCAAGUUCCGGCAUCUACUCCAAGACGCAACAGACGUCUUCGACUACACCCCCAAAAUCGGAACUGAAGUUCAUGGAGUGAAUCUGGCGAAGCUGAAUGACGCGCAGAAGGAUGACUUGGCUCGUUUGGUAGCUGUUCGUGGUGUGGUUUUCUUCCGAGGACAGGAUGACUUGGAUAUCGAUGCCCAGCGUGACCUGGGUAGACAUUUCGGGAAGCUGCACAAGCACGCGACCACGUCGGUCCCGAGAAGAGAGGGGUUGGAGGACGUUCACGUCGUCUACACUGGAGACAACUCCACUGACCAGCGAGCAAUGUUCACACCCAGCUUCCUUUGGCACUCAGAUGUUACAUAUGAAGUCCAGCCUCCCUCAUACACAUCGCUCAAGGUCUUGACCGGCCCGCCACGGGGAGGUGGUGGUGAUACGCUCUGGACAUCUCAAUACGCUGCAUAUGAUGCGCUAUCGCCUCAUAUGCAAACAUACCUCAAGGGCCUGACUGCUCUACACUCGGCGGAUAUGCAGGCCUCGGACUCGCAUGCUCUUGGCCGACCUGUCCGUAGAGAUCCGGUUACCACAGAACAUCCUCUCAUCCGGACAAACCCUGUCACUGGCUGGAACAGUCUGUUUUUCAAUCCUGGCUUCGUCACAAAGAUUGUGGGAAUUCCCAAGACCGAAAGCGAUGCUAUCAUCAGAUACCUCACAGAAGUUAUUGCGACAACUCAAGAGAUGCACGCGCGAUUCCAGUGGAACAAGAAUGAUGUCGCGAUUUGGGACAAUAGAACCACUAACCACUCUGCUUCUUAUGGAUUCGCUCCUCACCGUCGCCAUGCUGUGCGCGUCUGCUGCCACGCAGAGCGCCCUGUCUUGGAUCCGGCAGGAAAAUCGCAAGAAGAGGAAUUCAUCGCUCUUUACAACCUGCCGCCUGUUAACAAGGAUGGUUCUCGCCAGUCUAAUUACAAUGACUAAUUUACCAAGACUCUGGCAAAUUAUUUGAAUAUUCUGAUGCUUAGCGUGAUUCAAAGGUUGUGAGGAAUAUGAGAGCUGGCUCUCAGUACUUUCGGGCUGAUAAUCAAAUAACUAGCGAUACAUUACGGAGUUUUAAAAAUUAGGCGAACAUAAUUU
Messenger RNA from Aspergillus piperis CBS 112811, 1487 nucleotides. RefSeq names its product TauD/TfdA dioxygenase family protein. The transcript is spliced from 4 exons. NCBI's taxonomy places the organism in Eukaryota, Fungi, Ascomycota, Eurotiomycetes, Eurotiales, Aspergillaceae. Gene Ontology annotation, molecular function: 2-oxoglutarate-dependent dioxygenase activity. Gene Ontology annotation, cellular component: cytoplasm. The record is from RefSeq and is a predicted model, not a curated record. The coding region runs from base 141 to 1331 and encodes 396 amino acids.